This is a messenger RNA of Plenodomus lingam JN3, 3057 nucleotides long. Lineage: Eukaryota; Fungi; Ascomycota; Dothideomycetes; Pleosporales; Leptosphaeriaceae. The record is from RefSeq and is a predicted model, not a curated record.
AUGGGCGGUCCUGCGCAUUUCAUCGUCGAGUUUGCAGCUCAUAGAUCUGGGAAGCGUGCCCCGGAAUGGGACCGCGCUACCCUGUUCGCGCAGAUGGUGAAGAACAAGGGAUUAUUUGCGGCCAUGCAACCCAGAUUAUGGACCGGGGCAGCCGACUGGGGUUUGUUCAGUGAAGCUGGGCUGGCAAUUACCGCCACCCUUGUCCACCGCACAACACAAGCUACUGGUACUCUUCCCAAGGUACUGUGUGCACCACGAACCGCAGUCCAAGGCACUGCAAUGGUUUUGGCGGUUCAAUGGCAGGCCAACUGGCAUGACACGACGCUUGUUCCUCGCGUCAACCAAGAGCGCGAGGAUGAGCUGGCCCUGCACAUGUUAUGGCACUGGACGGGAGAGGGGGAGGGGGGAAGGAGAAAGGCACUGGGACUGCAGCGCAGCCGCACCACGCCUCCUAUCAUCCUAUGUACAUGUCCCCCUUUGCUAGAACAUCCUACGACCACCCUCUUCACCGCGAGAGAGACGCCUUCACCCUCACUCUAUUAUUUCCCUUCUGCUUGCCUGUUGAUCCCGCCCCGUCGCUCGCAGCACCACAAGGCCGCCUAUCCGUCCGCCGUUCAAUGCAGGCCUGAACAACUGCUCGGGAGGCUUGAGGGGCCGACUGCCGACGCUGCCUCCCUUUACACAUCGCCGCCUCGACCCAGCCCGCUUCUCGAGCCUCUCCAUCACAAGCUUCCAUCUCCGCCGCCCACGCCUGCAUCUCGCACGUACAAGGCCAUUCACGCUAACACUACGUCCCGCUGCAGAAUUGCAGUCGCAGCUUCAUCAGUGUCUCCUUAUCUCGACUUCCCUUCGUCGACCUCGACCGAGCACUCGACAAAUCGAUCUGCAAAGAUCCCAAUGGCUACAGUACUCUCGCCAAUCGUUCAACCGUCCAGUCCCAUUACGAUGCCCUAUUCUUCCUCCGAUGCCUACCAAAACCAGCCCACGCAGCCCAAGAAUCAGCAGCCGCGAUCCACGCAGAUGCCACGAAACCAGUACAAUGGCACGACGGGUACAAGUGGCGCCACGGGGUACAGAGGUACCUCAACGCCGAUAGCACCCUAUGCCUUUAGUAGUACGCCCCAGCUGCGACAGGAAAACAAGUCGGCCCCGGCUGCCAACGGCCCAACGGCGCAGCAACAGCAACAGCAGGCCCGACUCGGUCAUCCGUCUCAUCCUUCCUCAUCAUCCGACUCUACAGUCUCGACCUCUGGGUCCUCCAGUCGUUCAUCAGCAGGGCCGCCUCUUGUCUCCAAAGACGAUGGCGACUUGCGCAAGCCGGUCGACAACUUCACUCCCUCCAUCUCCCUGUCGAUACCUGACCUUUCACUCACUCUGGGUGGCGAUGCCCCGGUCAAGCCAUCGCCUGGGCGGUAUAGGCGCGCUCCUGGACGAACUGAUUCGUCCACCAGCGUCCCAACAGGUGCUACGACACCGACACAGCGUUCUCCUUCAAUCGGCUUCUCCACUGCACAGCCAGCCCAAAGUGCAGUCGUGGUCAACUCUGAUAAUGAGCCAUCAGCCAAAAGCGGACACAACCGAGCCAAUAGUGCUGAUGAAACGCAAAUCACUCGACAAGGUGGCGUAGACCCCGCAAAGAGAUACAGACGACGAAGCAGUAGUGGAGUGGAAGCUAGCAAUCUUACCACAAACAUGGCCACACUUCAAGUGGCUACGAAUGGGUUACAGGCAGCGAGCCCAAACACUGGGCAACCCAAGUCUAGUUCUGGACGACCAGCGUCAAGUCGAGGCCACGAGAGACAGGGCAGCCCACGUCCCGAAGUCACCACACAACGCAGCUAUGCCUCUGUUGCUGGAGGUGGUGGAUCAAAAGCUGCUGCGGGCAAAGAUGCCAAAGCAUCGGAAUCUGUCAAGCGCCAUGCGCCCUCUCCUCUAUCUAACCCUUUAUCGCCUUCUGGACCCCCGAGUCCCACCACUCCACAGAGUACUGCUGCUCAACAACUUGCUGCUUUGAACGACAAGGAAAAAGGAAUGAAGUCACGUCUCCGCAGAGCCUUCUCGUUUGGAAGCGCCGCCGAGCUACGGCGGGCUUCUGCGGAGAACACUCUCUCGGCAGAACGAGCAAAGCUGCGCAAGGAGAGGUACCAUAACGAUGAGGAUGCAGAGCAAGCGGCGAUUAUCGCCAAACAAGAGGCGGCGGGAAUUGGAGCUGGCAUCUACUCUGGCCAAGGUGGCAUUGGCUCUACCGAUAAUCUUUCCAUACAGUCGGCUGCUUCAUCCGCCUCGAUUAUGCUCCGAAAGAUGGGUCAUGGAAUGAAGAAAGGUACCAAGUCCAUCAAGGGCCUCUUCAGACCAAAGUCCGUCAUUGGAGUGCCGGCCGCAGAUGGACCAAUUGCGAGCCCCAGUGUGGGUCAAGUCUCGCUGGUUACUGUUGAGGCGGAGCGACAGAAGGUCAAUGUCAACGCGAAUCCUCACGAGCAAGCUGGAGGUGGCACAGGAUAUCCGAGGUUGGAACGCAACUCUGUUGACGCUGGGCACGCUUCAGAUGUUGCCAAUCCCUCCGCUAUGGUCAAUGAUUCAUUUUCGAGGAGAAGCAUCGUAGGAGGCGAUCGCGAGCGAGCAGAAGUGCUAUCGUCGAUGAAACGCGGUAUUCUAAAACGCACUGGCACCAACUCAGACUCUGGCUCUCCCGUACUCAAACCGGUGGAUGCUGUUCCCAAUGCCGGCAAUUCGAGGUCGAACUCUCCGUCGACUCCUAGGACGGAUGGAAGCCAACCACGUAGUGAUGACUACUUCGCAAAGCCGCCACGCAUACACAAUGGCAGCACAAGAAGUCUUCCAAUCACACCCCAUGGUGGUUUGAAGAACAUCUCCUUCAGCCCACGUAUACAGUUCCACGAUGCCUGGUCUCCCCAAGACUACGAUAGGAGAGGUGACAUUGCGACGUGUAAUAGGCUUACACCAAUGCUAGCACAGCAAAUCAAAGAAGAGCUCAACUCUUUCAAGAUGGAGAUGGAGGUCCACGAGGCUUCAAAACCACACACACACUUCUUCUAA